Mangifera indica (mango) is the source of this 1539-nucleotide messenger RNA. RefSeq names its product cytochrome b561 and DOMON domain-containing protein At3g25290-like. The transcript is spliced from 3 exons. Bases 66 to 1274 code for a protein of 402 amino acids. The record is from RefSeq and is a predicted model, not a curated record. Lineage: Eukaryota; Viridiplantae; Streptophyta; Magnoliopsida; Sapindales; Anacardiaceae.
UGCUAUAAAAUCCGCCACAUGUAGUCUUGUCUCUCCUAACAAAGUUCAGCCCGAACUUGGCAUCGAUGGCUGUUUCCUUCUCUCUCUCUUCUCGUUCCCUGCUGUUGUUAGGGUUGUUCUUUCUGUUUUUGUUAAUUUCACCCGCGGUGUCACAGACGUGCAAGUCACAAAAGCUCACAAACAAUCAUGUGUACAGUAAUUGCUUGGACCUCCCAACACUCACUUCCUACCUUCACUUCUCCUACGAUUCCGCUAACAGGUCUCUGUCAAUAGCAUUCGUUUCGACUCCGCCUAAUUCCAACGGAUGGGUCGCCUGGGCUAUAAAUCCCACGGGCACUAACAUGGAGGGUGCUCAGGCACUGGUCGCGUACAAAGAUUCUACCGGCGUCGUUACCGUUAAGACGUAUAAUAUAAGUAGCUACAGCUCCGUGGUCCCGGAGAAGCUGUCGUUUGAAGUGUGGGACACGAUCGCCGACGAGUCGGGAGGGUUCAUGAGAAUUUAUGGGAAAAUUAAGGUGCCGGAGGAGCUGGCCACGGCGGGAAACGUUAACCAGAUUUGGCAGGUUGGCCCUGGUGUUGGGAAUGAUGGCGGACUGCAAAGGCACAACUUUGGGACUCAAAACCUGAACGCCAAGGGUACUCUUGAUUUGAGUGGAACUCAGAGUACUGUUGUUAGUACUGGAACUGAUUCCAGAACUAAGAGGAAAAAUAUUCAUGGGAUAUUGAACGCUGUGAGUUGGGGAAUUUUGUUUCCGCUUGGUGCGAUCAUUGCAAGAUAUGUGAGGACUUUUGAGUCUGCAGAUCCAGCAUGGUUCUAUCUUCACGCAUCGUGCCAAUUCUCUGCCUACGUUAUUGGGGUUGCUGGCUGGGGAACUGGUAUGAAGCUUGGAAGUGAAUCAAAAGGGAUUACAUACUCCACCCACCGCGCCAUCGGAAUUACCCUUUUCUGCCUUGCAACUGUUCAGAUUUUUGCAUUGUUCUUAAGACCAAACAAGGACCACAAGUACCGAUUUUACUGGAAUAUUUAUCACCACGGCGUUGGAUAUGCCAUACUGGUCCUCGGCAUCCUCAAUGUUUUCAAGGGUCUUGACAUCUUGAGUCCGGCGGAAAAAUGGAAAACAGCUUACAUCAUUGUGAUUGCCGUCUUGGGCGGCAUCGCUGUACUGUUGGAAGCAGUUACUUGGAUUGUCGUUAUCAGGAGAAAAUCUAACGAGCCAACGAAGCCAUUCGAUGGAUACAACAAUGGGCAAGGCAGGCAACAGCCUCUUGCUUAAUGAACAGACAAUGUGUGCGGUGGCGGGGCUUCAUGGAAGAUUUUGAUUUUUUAUACUUCUGUAUGUUAUGAGGUUUAUCUAUUUCAGAUCUUGCUCGCAUACUCUGUACAAUAAUUUGAUUUCUCCGGUAUUAAUGCUUAGGAUGUAAGUAACCAUUGGGCAGUUGAUGUGAUGUAGUUUGUUUGUGUCACUGUAGUUAGAAGGAUUCGAUUUUCCAGUAUGCUGGUGCAUGUUUAAAGAUUUAUUUAUUAAAUAUUUUUGGUUC